Cornus florida is the source of this 1281-nucleotide messenger RNA. RefSeq names its product WAT1-related protein At3g28050-like. Bases 51 to 1130 code for a protein of 359 amino acids. The transcript is spliced from 7 exons. Gene Ontology annotation, cellular component: plasma membrane. NCBI's taxonomy places the organism in Eukaryota, Viridiplantae, Streptophyta, Magnoliopsida, Cornales, Cornaceae. The record is from RefSeq and is a predicted model, not a curated record. Gene Ontology annotation, molecular function: transmembrane transporter activity.
AUCUAAAUCAGUCCUCCAAAGUGAGAGUGUGAAGGAGAGAAGAAAGAGAAAUGACAAGUAGGAGGUACUGUUACAAAGAUGUGCUGCCAUUGACAACCUUGGUGACCAUGGAGUGCGUUAAUGUAGGCUUGAGUACCUUAUUCAAAGCAGCCACACUCAAAGGGAUGAUCAAUUAUCGUGUCUUCAUCACUUACGCUUAUGCAAUUUCAGCUCUCCUUCUCCUUCCUUCACCCUUCUUCUCCCACGGAUCAAGAGUGCUACCUCCACUUAAUUUUUCCAUCAUAUGUAAAAUUUGCCUCCUUGGCCUAAUUGGGUAUACAUCUCUAAUCAUGGGAUUAACAGGCAUUAAUUACAGUUCUCCAACUCUUUCUUCAUCCAUCAGCAACCUGGUGCCUGCUUUCACCUUUAUUCUUGCCAUCAUUUUCAGGAUGGAAAAAGUAGCAUUGAGAAGCUCAAGCAGUCAAUCUAAAAUCAUAGGCACCAUAGUAUCAAUAUCAGGAGCAUUUGUAGUGGUUCUCUAUAAAGGUUCACCACUAUUGAGUACUUCAUUUCCUUCCAUUUCGCUUCGUCAGCCUCUGGACUUGCCACGCCCAAAGUGGGCCAUUGGCGGCCUUUUCCUUACAACUGAGUAUUUUUUGGUGUCAAUGUGGUACAUUGUUCAGGUGCAAAUAAUGAAGGAGUAUCCAGCAGAACUGACGGUAGUAUUCUUUUACAACUUAUUCGUCUGCAUCCUAGCUGCAAUUGUAGGUUUAAUUACAGAACCGAACUUGAAUGCUUGGACAGUUAGACUUGAUAUAGCAUUGCUCUAUAUUGUAUGCUCGGGUAUCUUCGGAUCAUUCUUGAACAAUAUUGUCCACACAUGGGCAUUGCAUUUGAAGGUCCCUGUCUAUGUUGCAAUGUUCAAGCCACUGUCAAUUGCCAUUGCAGUUGCCAUGGGGUUCAUGUUCCUCGGUGAUACUCUUUAUCUUGGAAGUGUUGUAGGAGCAACAAUAAUAUCAAUAGGGUUUUACACAGUAAUGUGGGGAAAAGCAAAGGAAGAUAUGAGUGAUGACAGUGAAAUUGGUGACUCUGCAUUGCCUUCAACCCACAAAAUCCUUCUGUUGCAGAGUUAUAAAAAUAUAGGAGUAUAGUGCAGAAAAUUGUUAAUUUACACACUGCAUUGUGUGACUUCAAUAUGUGUUCUUGUUCACGCUCCUAGAUUAGCAUUUGUAAAAGUCGUCAAAAUUUGUUUGUAAUUUGUGUGUAAACAAUAUACAUUAUUAAUUUGAUGUUAUAGACUUC